CACAGCGUGCCAUUAGGAUUUCGUACAUCUCAGCAAACUUUCAAAAACUCAAGCCUUCAAAAAGUGCAUGAAGUCAAGCGCAAAAACGGUAAACAGGUGAUCAUCAAGUGAAUGCUGUCAGCUGAAAUUUCCAUUGCGAGAAGAUCUAUUUAGUAUUUCCCAUGAUGGCAGAACAUGGUGACCCUUGCACUGGGUCAGAAGCCAACUUUUGCAUGAAUGGAGGAACAUGCUUUAAAAUACCCUCGGUGUCUACUCCCACAUGUGUCUGCAGUGCGAACUAUGAGGGCAGCAGAUGUGAGCAGUUCCAGCUGUUCAGUUUCUCACGGGACAGUGAGGAGACGGGCAUGAUCGCUGCAGUGGUCAUCAUCGCCCUCCUCAUCCUAGUGGUGCUCGGUUUGGUCAUCUACUACAGCUGCAAAAUAAAGAGAAACGCCCGGAGUCAACCAAAGCCUGAGGAGUACUGGAGAGUCAAAUCAAGCAGUCAGCCGGUGUGACUCGACUUUUGAAACAGAUGCAUGUGAACUCGACAUUGGUGUUUGAAAGAGGCUUUGACGUUGUGGACAACUCCAUUAUGAUUGAUGACAACUUUACCUUGUAACAUCGCCCCCUUGUGGAGGUCUUGGACUCAAUGUGAAAAUUUGUCAAGUGCACAGUAGCUCAACUUGCCAGCUACUCUCAAAAUAUCUUUCUUAAUGUUCAUAGAUUUUGUAAAUAGUUCUGUCAAU
Messenger RNA from Sinocyclocheilus rhinocerous, 725 nucleotides. RefSeq names its product pro-neuregulin-4, membrane-bound isoform-like. The transcript has 5 exons. Gene Ontology annotation, molecular function: epidermal growth factor receptor binding; growth factor activity. The record is from RefSeq and is a predicted model, not a curated record. NCBI's taxonomy places the organism in Eukaryota, Metazoa, Chordata, Actinopteri, Cypriniformes, Cyprinidae. Bases 162 to 494 code for a protein of 110 amino acids. Gene Ontology annotation, biological process: epidermal growth factor receptor signaling pathway; positive regulation of mitotic nuclear division; positive regulation of cell population proliferation.